AUGUUGUCACUCAACCAAACUACUGAUAACCACCAGUGCUUCACCUUGACUGGGAUUCCAGGAAUGCCAGAGAAGGACUUCUGGAUGGCCUUGCCCCUCUGUCCUCUUUAUAAUACCACAGUCCUGGGUAAUGUCAUCAUCCUUGCUGUCAUCAAAGUUGAACACAGUCUUCAUGAGCCCAUGUAUUAUUUUCUGGCUAUGUUAGCCGCCAUGGAUCUCUGCCUUUCACUUGAUGCCUGCAUCACUCAGAUGUUCUUUAUCCACAGCUUUGAGGAAGUGGAAUUAGGUGUUCUGAUCAGGGCUUGUGUGGGCAGUAGGAUGCAGAUGAACUUAGAGAGCUUAAUGGCUAUAAUUGGGAAAGAAGUGCAUCCUCAACCCACCAUGGUAAUUGUCAAUAACACCACAUCAUCCUCUUCAACCUUCCUCCUCACUGCGUUCCCUGGGCUGGAAGUGGCUCACAUCUGGAUCUCUAUCCCAGUCUGCUGCCUGUACACCAUUGCCCUCUUGGGAAACAGCAUGAUCCUGUUUGUCAUCAUUGUUGAGCAGAGUCUCCACAAGCCCAUGUACUAUUUCCUCUCCAUGCUGUCAGUUGUUGAUCUAGGUCUGACCAUUUCAACCCUCCCCACUGUGCUUGGGGUUCUUUGGUUUCAUUCCGUGGAGAUCAGCUUUAAAGCUUGCCGCAUUCAAAUGCUCUUUGUACAUGGCUUCUCUCUCUUGGAGUCCUCGGUGCUGGAAGCCAUGGCCUUUGACCGCUUCAUGGCCAUCUGUUACCCACUGAAGUAUGCCACUGUCCUCACACACAUGAUGAUCUUGGUGAUUGGACUGGUCAUCUGCCUACGACAAGUAAUUUUCCUCUUUUCCAUGGCUCUAGCCUUGAAGAGUGUUUCUUUCCACGGAGGCCAGGAGCUUUCCCACCCAUUUUGCUACCAUCCAGAUGUGAUCAAAUACUCAUAUUCCAACCCCUGGAUCAGCAGCUUUUUGGGCAUGUUUCUUCAGCUCUACCUGUGCGGCACGGAUUUAUUGUUCAUUCUUUUAUCUUAUGCCCUAAUUCUCCGUACUGUCCGGAACAUUGUAGCCCCCAAGAAGCAACAAAAAGCUCUCAGCACUUGUGUCUGUCACCUCUGUGCUGUCACUGUUUUUUACGUGCCAAUGAUCAGUUUGUCCUUUACGCACCGCCUCCUCAACUCCACCCCUAAGGUGGUCUGUAGCAUUUUGGCCAAUGUGUACUUGCUCUUACCACCUGUCCUGAACCCUGUAAUUUAUAGCUUGAAGACCAAGACCAUCCGCCAGGCUGUGCUCCGGCUGCUCCAAUCUAAAGGUUCACGGGGCUCCAAUGUGAGGAGUCUUACAGAUAUACCUGUCAAUGCCCAGAUCAAUCCCAAGUUCACAGAUCUCAGUGCCCAGUCCAUGUAUUGUGCUGAUUGUAAGAAUGAUUAA
Messenger RNA from Myotis brandtii (Brandt's bat), 1437 nucleotides. Its product is annotated as olfactory receptor 51T1. Gene Ontology annotation, biological process: G protein-coupled receptor signaling pathway. NCBI's taxonomy places the organism in Eukaryota, Metazoa, Chordata, Mammalia, Chiroptera, Vespertilionidae. The transcript has 4 exons. Gene Ontology annotation, cellular component: membrane. Gene Ontology annotation, molecular function: olfactory receptor activity; G protein-coupled receptor activity. The record is from RefSeq and is a predicted model, not a curated record. Bases 1 to 1437 code for a protein of 478 amino acids.